AUGGAGGUUGAAGUUGGAGACCGAACUCAUGGUGUGGCUUCAACAUCAUCAAAUCAGAGAUCGCGUUUUCCGCCGGGCUACCGUUUUAUGCCGACCGAUCAAGAACUCAUUGUUGACUACUUAGCCAAAAAAGUCAACAAUGAGCCAAUUCCAGUUGCUGAGAUGAGUGAGGUCAUUCUUUACGACUCUCCACCGUAUCUCCUCGCCGAAAAUUACCCUCAACUUGGAGAUAAAGAAUGGUACUUCUUCACUCCACGCGACCGUAAAUAUCCAAACGGAAACCGACCAAGUCGAUCAGUUGAAGAGGUAGGCUACUGGAAGGCUACAGGAGCCGAUCGGGCAAUUUUCUCAGCCAAUGGCGAAAUAAUCGGGAGGAAAAAGGCUCUUGUUUUUUAUGUGGGAAAACCUAGGCCUGGGGAUGCAACCAAGACCAAUUGGAUCAUGCACGAGUAUAAGCUCAACACUCCUUCCAAGAGCCCUAGUUGUAAUGACAAGAGGUUGGAUGAUUGGGUCCUAUGCCGGAUUUACCAAAAGCCCAACCGGUCGAAUAAGAAACAAACGGAUGCGGAUGAUCGUGUUGCGGACGAGGAGGACUUAGAGAGCCCGUUUUUCUCCGAGAACAACGAAAUCAAAGAAAUCGAGGCCCAUGAAACCAAUGAGUUGGUCAUCAUGGACCAAGUGACUUUGAAUGCUAUUCAAGACAAUAGUUCGAUUUUGAUGAACAAUAGUUUUAUCAGAAACGUUGAUGGAUACCAUCAUCAAGCUCCGGAUAACAUAUACAUUAAUUACCCAUGCACCAUAUUUGACCACGGUGUAGCUGAUCCCAUUACAGCUGAUCCCAUUGCCGGUCGCGUGAGUUUGUAUGGUCAACAUGGCAGUUUAGUCAACCAUGGAAUGUUUUACGCUCCACAGUUUGUGACAAACCAACAGCCGAAUAUUGUGGGAAAUGAUCCAAUGGAAAUAUUGUUGUUUAAUCAAUAUCGGACUAAUAGCUAUGAUUCGCUUGACGACUAUUCCUCAGAUGUCAAUGUCGACAUAAAAUUUGCCGAUGGAUGUAUAAAUGGUGACGAGGGGCACGCUCCUUAUGAUGGUGGGGUCCAAAAGCCGGAUUGCUAA
Molecule: messenger RNA, 1116 nt
Organism: Striga asiatica
Lineage: Eukaryota; Viridiplantae; Streptophyta; Magnoliopsida; Lamiales; Orobanchaceae
Source: the annotation of a GenBank genome assembly